This is a messenger RNA of Aureobasidium pullulans EXF-150, 1835 nucleotides long. RefSeq lists its product as uncharacterized. The record is from RefSeq and is a predicted model, not a curated record. Lineage: Eukaryota; Fungi; Ascomycota; Dothideomycetes; Dothideales; Saccotheciaceae. The coding region runs from base 230 to 1750 and encodes 506 amino acids. The transcript has a single exon.
AUUAUAUCUCACGCAUCUCUGGCGUGGACACGCAAUCGAUCAUGCUGGGUCGGGAGCCCCGUCAGGAACUCAUGGAUCACGUGCGAUCCAUGGCCAAUCAUCAUGACCCUGUCGCCCCAGCCCUACUGGCUCUCGAUUGACCGAUGCGCGGAGAUCGGGAGAGCCGAUCCCAGUACCCGACCAAGACCCUUUACCUGAGACCAACUUGAGAGUACUUUACCCCGAGGCAAUGACGGAAAGGAGGGCGUUUGAUAUUUGGAGAACUCAGCGCAAGAUAAACCUUCGUCGUAGGCGGACUGUCCACUUUGAGGAACAAGACGAGCUCGGUCACCUCGAGGAACAUGAUGCGUCUGAUGUAGUCGAGGAACAGGAAACGCUGAGAAGCGAGGACACUGCUUCCUCAAGAUCGCAAGACACGACUAAUCCUUACACGGUUGUGCGAACCGGCCCAUCGCCAUAUCUGCUCUCAGUCAUGCGUUACGAGCCAGCAAGAGCCACCUUCAUCAGGUACUUUUCUUCCAACAAUCCACCAACUCUUGCAGAAGGCAUUGCACCCUUGCAGACUCUCGCGGAUCCCACACCGUCUUCCAUAUUUUACCCUGGCGCGCAUCCGAAUGAGGAUGGCUGCUGUCGUCAUUGUGAGAGGGAUUUACGCAGACUCCCAAAAGCCAGAGCCAACCGUCAUCUCCUCGCUUGCAUGCAGAAUAUUCUGAAGAGCGAAGCGGGGCGCAAGGUUUCUGACCUUACGCCACCUUUGGAGUCCAUUGACAAGAGUGGCAAGGCCGCUUGCAGGUGGUCUUGCUGUACUUAUUCGUUCGGCUCUAGUAAGGCAUCCGGUAUCGCCGACCAUGUCACGCAGCAUAUCAAAAGCAGCCGCGAUAGCGUGUGUUGGUGGAACGAAUGCAAGUUCUCUGCCAACAGCAAGACAGCUCUUGCAACGCAUUUGCUUGAUCGCCACAGCCUGUUCAGUGCCGUUACCCUUCCAACUGACGUCAACUUUUGCUACGAGUGUGGAGAAUGGGUGGAGAGCAAGACUUCCUGGGAUUCGCACUGCGAGGCGCAUAUGUCCAAGCUAUCCUCUUUGGGCCCAUUUUGCGGGCAGAUUGUUCGCUAUGGAGUCGUAAUAGUCGUUGCAAAAUGCGUUUUCUGCCUUGGUAAGAUUGGCACCGGUUUCAGCCGACGAUUCCACCAGUUUGCGGACUGUUACGCAUUGCAUGCGCACAUCGAUUCGCACUUAAGUAAGGUCAAGGACUGGCCCCUAGUCUGUCCUCACCCGUACUGCGACUACUUGUCGGUGCACGUGGAAGGCUUCUGGCUUCACUUGGUUCAGAGCCACGGUAUAGAAGCCAGAGUUGUUCGUCCCAAGCGUAAUAGGCCAGUUGGACAGCCUGUGGAUCCUUUGCAGUCUCAACAGGGAGUGGACAUGAGCGAUGAUGAGUCGGCAAUGAAUCAGAGCGAUUCUUUGGGUCGAUCCGACGGCGUCGAUAAUUCGUCUUUAUCCUCGGUUGACAUUGCGGAUGAUAACAUGCACGACUUGAGCUAUGGGAUUCACUUCCUUCUCAGGGCGGUAGCCUCCUCCAUAAGGGCUAUUCCCUAUGUUGCGUACAUCCUUAUCGGCCGGACGCUGUCUGGAGGCAAUGUUGCUGAACUUGGUUGUAUUGUAGUUGGUUCCCAGGCACUUGUUGUUAGUCGAUUCUUCCUCAACUUCGUAGUUGCAACCUGCCUGUUGCUUUUGCAAACUCAAUGGUAGCUUUUACUGCCUUCUAAUCUGGUCUCCACUUGUCUUUCUCGCCGUCGACAAUCUUGUCAUUCUCUUUAUGAUCUAGACCACAACU